UGGAUCAGGUAGGAGGAAUUUACAGACUCACCUGCGGCUCCAUGUGUCCUCCUCCUCCUCCUGCUGCGUGUUUGUUUGUGGAGAAUCUGCUGCUGAAGUUCGUCUGAGGAGUGUUCACCUCUCGCUGCUCAGGCUCUGUCACACCACUUUUCUAAAGCACCUAAAGGGAACCACCAUGAGCAUCCAGCCCCGGAGGAUCCGCCUUAAGCCUUGGCUGCUGACCCAGGUGAACAGUGGGAAAUACCCUGGCCUGCACUGGCUCAAUAAGGAGCGGCGCUUGUUCCAGAUCCCCUGGAGACAUGCCACACGCCACCUUCCUGCCCAGGAGGAAGAAAACACUAUAUUCAGGGCCUGGGCAUUAGAGACAGGGAAGUAUCAGGAGGGUGUGGACGAGCCAGAUCCAGCUAAAUGGAAGGCCAACCUCCGCUGUGCCCUCAACAAGAGCCGAGAAUUCAACCUGAAAUAUGACGGCACCAAAGAAACCCCCAUGCAGCCUUUCAAAAUCUAUGAGGUGUGCGAUCAACCAGUCAAUGGAGAUGGAGGCGAGGAUGAUGAGGAAGAGCUGGCAAACUUCGAGCAACUAUCCAUCAAUCCUCGAAUUGGUGAACCUCCAAGCUACUCUGCAUUCUCAGCAAACCCAGUGGAUCCGUUCCUCCAAUCUAUCAUACCUCCUGAGUUCUCCGGACACAGCCAUAUAGCUGCUACUGUAAAGCAGGAGGAAUAUAUUCUUGGCGACGUUCUUCAAAAUGGACUAGGGAUGGGUCCUGGGGUCAUGCCUCCACCUGUUGUCCCACAUGCAGUCAGUAUUCCAGGGGCCAUGGUGGACAGUCCUAUGCAGGAAGUGCACCCGCAAGCAGAGAGCCAGGUGCAGCCGUGUAUCUCCGACCUGUUGAGCAGUCCUCAUAUGCUGCCUUUAACUGACCUGGACCUGAAGUUCCAGUACCGGGGCCGGUCAGUUGGUUCUCUGACGGUCAGCAAUCCUCAGGGAUGUCGGCUCUACUAUGGUAAUCUAGCUCCUACACCGGAGCAGGUGGAGCUGUUUGGGCCAGUCACUCUGCAUCAGGUGCUUUUUCCCGGAACCGCUGAUAUCCAGAACGAGAAGCAGAGGUUCUAUACAGAGCACCUGCUGGAUGUGAUGGAUAGGGGGCUGAUCCUGGAGAUCCGAGGGCAGGACAUCUAUGCUGUGCGUCUGUGUCAGUGUAAAGUGUUUUGGUCUGGGCCAGGGGUGCAUGAGGAGGGCCCACCUAACCCCAUGGAGAGGGAGCGCAAAAUUAACGUGUUCAGCCUCAACAAUUUCCUGCAGGGAUUAAUCUUGUACCAGAAAGGGGAGGCGCCCAGCCCUCCUCCCUUUGAAAUUUACUUCUGCUUUGGGGAGGACUGGCCUGACCGUAAGCCUAAAGAGAAGAAGCUCAUCGUUGUCCAGGUGGUGCCUGUGGUCGCAAGGAUCCUCACAGAGAUGUUCUCAGGCGAGCUCUCCUGGUCCACAGACAGCAUCCGUCUGCAGAUCUCCAACCCUGACCUGAAAGACCAGACUGUGGAGCAGUUUAAGGAGCUUCACAGACUCCUGCAGAAUCAACACGCUCAGGGCACAUGGCAUCAAAACCUCCAGUAACUCAAGACUGAUCACCCAGGUUCCCUUUAGCAACACCCUGAAUCUAUCAGCUGCUGCAGAAGGAAUGUAGCUGUUUAAAGGGUGCUUUUAACAUCAGCUACGUUUUGUUUGUUGCAAAUACAACAUGAUCGUGAUCAUGAACAGGCGCUCGUGUUCCUGUAUGGUUUUAACUACAUUUGGUUGCUCAAAUCACAUUUUUUUGUUUUGUUUAUCAGAAGCUCCCAUGGAUGCUGUUCAAGGGAGUGAAAUUAAAAAGGUUUUGGGCUGCUAAUAGUCACAGCUGCAUCAGGGUUUAGCCGCAUUGUGUUAAUACUGUGUCAUCAGCACUCGGACUCAGACGUGCUUUUGCUCAUUUGAUUCUAGCUGGACAGCCAUCAAGUCUUGUCUUUUAUCACAUUGAGGAAUAUGGGUAGGUGCUCACAGCAAAUAAAAACCACUAACAUUUCCAUUCAGACUAUCAGACCGACUGGUUUUCAUACGUUUAAGUCUAAGUCUGGCCUCAAUCAGUAUAAAGCGGGACUCAAGUCUCCAACACUAGGGUUAAUCUUUGUCUGGGAGCUUCAUCAGUAUAUUGUGCAUCACUGCCACUAAUGUCUUGUCCAUGCUCUUGCAAAAAAGCCCUUUGUUUUUACCCCGACAUAAAAUGUAUUUGUAUAUGUCUUUUUUUAGCUUAAAUUUGUUCUUUUAAACAUUGUAUUUCAAUAAAUACCGCAGCAGUAUUUUAGGGUGCAGGCAUCACUCGGUUGAUGCUGAUCUGUAAUUCAGUUACUUCUUUGCUUUCCAGCGUUAAUUGUUUUUAAUUUCUUUCCUGCAGUAAAUGUUUUGUCUUUUAAAUUUGAUCUGAAUGUACAGAGAAACAUAUCCUGAACAUACACUAUUACCACUUUUAAGCUCAGUGUCAUGCAAUAUGUGGAAAGUAAGCCAUAUGUAAUGUCAAAUGAUGGUAAUAUAACAUAACAUUCUUUUCAUUAAAUGUAGUAUCAUUUUUACUAACA
Astyanax mexicanus (Mexican tetra) is the source of this 2607-nucleotide messenger RNA. It is a transcript of the gene irf5, whose product is annotated as interferon regulatory factor 5. The coding region runs from base 176 to 1612 and encodes 478 amino acids. The transcript is spliced from 10 exons. Gene Ontology annotation, biological process: immune system process; regulation of transcription by RNA polymerase II. Gene Ontology annotation, cellular component: nucleus. The record is from RefSeq and is a predicted model, not a curated record. Lineage: Eukaryota; Metazoa; Chordata; Actinopteri; Characiformes; Acestrorhamphidae. Gene Ontology annotation, molecular function: DNA-binding transcription factor activity, RNA polymerase II-specific; protein binding; RNA polymerase II cis-regulatory region sequence-specific DNA binding.